Messenger RNA from Macrosteles quadrilineatus (aster leafhopper), 1075 nucleotides. RefSeq lists its product as uncharacterized. The record is from RefSeq and is a predicted model, not a curated record. The transcript is spliced from 5 exons. The coding region runs from base 20 to 520 and encodes 166 amino acids. Lineage: Eukaryota; Metazoa; Arthropoda; Insecta; Hemiptera; Cicadellidae.
CACAGCUUGUCAUAUCGCCAUGCAGUACGGCCACGAGGAUGUGUUCAACCUUCUAAAGGAUGUAUAUGGCGCAAACCCAGUGCUGCGGGACUACAGCGGUCGCAAGCCACACCAGUACCUGACCAACAAAGACACGAGUGUGUCCGCGGAUACCUUCCGAAAGAUCAAAGCAAGGAAAAAGCAUGCAGAAAAGGACUCUGGAUUCUUGAGGAUUGGCUCUCUGAAUGUAAGAGUGAAGAAGACAACUGAAGCCUUCAGUCACUUCCUGGGCGUAGGAACCAUCGACAAGCUGCACAAGAGUUGGGGCUCGGCCGAUAACCUCCCUCAGGGGGACACCAGGAAGAUGCCGCCACCAAAGCACGCUCCGAUCAAAAAGCGCAAGUCCAAACGAGCCAUGGACUUUGUCCCACCCUCACGGCCAGAGAGUGUUAUCAGUACCAAGUCUAUGGGGGGUGGGGGAGCGGACAGCGACUCUGAUACUGCAGCAGGGUUCGGAACUAACUGGCAAGGAACAGUGUAGUGACCAAAUGACCAAUUACAUUUCACGUACUGUAAAAAUUAUACUGCAAAGUGUUAUGCUGUAAGCCAAGUGUGAAACUAAAAACUGUGAGAAAACUAACCCAAAGUAACAUUGAGCCUAUACAUAAUUCAACAAAUUAUUUUAUCCAUGAUGAAUAUGAGAUUUCAUGCCUUAUAGCUUUGAUUACCGCUACUGAUAAAAAGACAUGCCAUCCCCAUGUUAAGGUUGUCACCAGUUUUAGAAUCGAAUGGACAUAGUUGAGUUGAGCCACUGACAUAGUACGCUGUUGUAAAUUAUUAAUAGUUUGUGUAGAGUACACAUACAACCAAGUAAAACAGAAAGCUAUCUUUUUGCCACAUUAACACGUUCGCUACCACAAUUAUAUGGAAUUUACGUUCGCAUAGACCAGCGACGCAAUUGUGCGUCAACUCGUUUCUCACAGUAGACCACCGACGCAUAUUUGCGUCAGCUGGUCACAUUGAAAUAGACUAACGACGCACAGUUGCGUCGGUGUUCAAUGUUAUUAAUCAGCGUAUUUCUUAGCAACGGUCUAUU